AUGGUGGGGAGAUCGGUGAAGGAAUACUGGAUUGUUGAGGGUGACUUUAAUGCUAUUAUUGAUGAAGCCAAAAAAGAAGGUGGCCGAAGGAAGCCAAGGGCAACUAUGGAAAAAUUUAGAGAUGUCUUGGAGGAUCUAGCUCUUGUGGAUUUAAAAAUAGACAGAGGGUGGUUCACUUGGGUUAAUAACCAUGAGGGUAAUAAGUUGGUCAAAGAAAGGCUUGAUAGAUUUCUUAUGUAUGCUAAUGCUAUUAAUAAGUUUCCUUUAAUUGCAACUAACGUUAUUAGACAAGCUAACUCAGACCGUGAUGCUAUCAUGCUGGGUACCAUGGGUCGGAAGCCUAAAGCAGAUAUCAAAGACCUGAAACUCUUCUUCAAGUUUGAUGUUUGUUGGUCGAGAGAUACGGAGGCUAAUGACAUUAUAAAAAAGAGCUUGGAGUAG
Gossypium raimondii (Peruvian cotton) is the source of this 441-nucleotide messenger RNA. RefSeq lists its product as uncharacterized. The transcript has a single exon. The record is from RefSeq and is a predicted model, not a curated record. Lineage: Eukaryota; Viridiplantae; Streptophyta; Magnoliopsida; Malvales; Malvaceae. Bases 1 to 441 code for a protein of 146 amino acids.